Aspergillus alliaceus is the source of this 3788-nucleotide messenger RNA. RefSeq names its product glycine decarboxylase subunit P. The coding region runs from base 208 to 3402 and encodes 1064 amino acids. Gene Ontology annotation, molecular function: glycine dehydrogenase (decarboxylating) activity; glycine binding; pyridoxal phosphate binding. Gene Ontology annotation, biological process: glycine decarboxylation via glycine cleavage system. The transcript is spliced from 2 exons. Gene Ontology annotation, cellular component: mitochondrion; glycine cleavage complex. The record is from RefSeq and is a predicted model, not a curated record. NCBI's taxonomy places the organism in Eukaryota, Fungi, Ascomycota, Eurotiomycetes, Eurotiales, Aspergillaceae.
UCUUUCUCUUUUUAAAAAUCUUGUGGCUUCCCGUUUUCUUAAUUGUACAUCCUCUCCUCACCCUUGAUUCAACCUUCUUUGUAUCGUAUCCCAUGCGUUGAGCUAUUGCCAGGGAUUUACUUACCAGGACAUACUUCUAUCCCUUGGCCUGGCCAAACCCUUGAACAGUGCAGUUCAUUGGUCUUCUCACAUUACCUGCUAAUCACCAUGGCUGCAUCCUGGUGCGCCCUUCGUGGCACUCGCCAGCUUGCUCUUCGCACCCGACUGCGCUCUGCCCCUUCUCCCAUUGCACUCCGCAGAGUUUCUCCGUCCUCCCCCUUCCUCGUCUCCCAUCGGGCGUCGCACACAGCUACACAGCAGUCGUCACGGCGACCGGUCUACACCAGCUCCUUAGCUGACCAUGGCGACCCCCACCCCCGCGAUCUCUUUCAGCCCCUCGAUACCUUCCCCAGACGUCAUAUCGGUCCCUCGCCAGACGCCGCAAAGGAAAUGCUGGCCACUCUUGACCCCCCGGUGGCGUCGCUCGACGAAUUCGUGAAACAGGUGCUCCCCGCAGACAUUCUGUCCAAGAAAGAUUUGACAGUUACCGACCCUCAUGCCAAAACAAACUUGUACCGGGACAAUGUGGGCGGUGGUCUCGGGGAAACGGAUAUGCUUAAGCUCUUGGAUGUCUACCGGAAGCAGAUAGAUGUGUCGGGUAAAACAUACAUUGGAACUGGCUAUUAUGGUACCAUUGUGCCGCCUGUGAUUCUCCGCAAUAUCUUGGAGAACCCUGCGUGGUAUACCAGCUACACCCCUUACCAGCCGGAGAUCAGCCAGGGUCGUCUGGAGUCGCUUCUGAACUUCCAAACGUUGACUGCUGACUUGACGGGCUUGCCGUUCGCGAAUGCCUCCGUCCUCGAUGAAGCCACCGCUGCCGCCGAGGCGAUGACCAUGUCCUUGGCCACCCUGCCCGCAUCGAAACAGAAGAAGGCCGGAAAGGCGUAUGUUGUUUCUCAUCUUUGCCACCCUCAGACUCUCGCUGUGAUGCGUUCGCGUGCCGAAGGUUUCGGUAUCAAUCUAGUUGUUGGCGACAUCUUGGCGGAUGACUUCAAGUUGGUGAAGGAACAAGGCGACAAUCUCAUCGGUGUGCUUGCCCAGUAUCCCGACACCGAGGGCGGCAUCUAUGACUUCCAGGCUUUGAGUGACACUAUUCACGGCGCUGGUGGCACCUUCAGCGUCGCCACUGAUUUGCUGGCGUUGACUCUCUUGAAAGCGCCCGGUGAGUUCGGGGCUGAUAUUGCAUUCGGUAAUGCCCAGAGAUUGGGCGUUCCUAUGGGAUAUGGCGGACCACAUGCAGCCUUCUUUGCUUGUGCGGACAAGUACAAGCGUAAGGUCCCUGGUCGUGUUGUGGGUGUUUCCAAAGAUCGUCUCGGCAACCGUGCUUUGAGAUUAGCUCUGCAGACCCGUGAACAGCACAUCCGCCGUGAGAAAGCCACCAGCAACAUCUGCACGGCUCAGGCCCUUCUCGCGAAUAUGAGCGCUAUGUACGCUGUUUACCACGGUCCGACCGGCCUGAAGUCCAUUGCUCAACGCAUCAUGUCCAUGACCUCCACUUUGCAGGCGAAGCUUGCUGCAUUGGGCUACAAUGUCCCAAUCAAGACCAACAUUGCCGAUGGCGGUGUUGUGUUCGAUACCGUCACCGUAGAGCUGCCCAGCAGCCAAGAUGCGGACGCCAUCAUCGCGGCUUCCCGGGAACAGUCUAUCUUCCUUCGUCGUGUAAACUCUACCAAGGUCGGUAUUUCUCUGGAUGAGACCAGCGGACGCGAGGAGGUGAAGUCUCUUCUGCAGGUGUUUGCUGCUCAUGCUGCCAAGGGCGAAGUUGCCCUUGAUGGGGAACUCGGUAUCUCCCCUCUUCCAGCCAGCCUGGAGCGUACUUCCGAGUAUUUGACUCACCCGGUAUUCAACUCCCAUCACUCGGAGACGGAAAUGCUCCGGUACAUCCGUCAUCUCGAGUCCAAGGACCUGUCUCUGGCCCAUUCUAUGAUUCCUCUCGGCUCCUGCACGAUGAAGCUCAACGCUACAACCGAGAUGAUCCCAAUCUCUUGGCCCGAAUUUUCCCAGAUGCACCCGUUCAUGCCGGCUGAUGUCGCCAAGGGUUACACUCAAAUGAUUGACGAUCUGGAACAACAACUCGCCGAUAUCACGGGUAUGGCUGAAGUCACCGUCCAACCAAACUCGGGCGCUCAGGGCGAGUUUGCCGGUUUGCGUGUCAUCAAGAAGUAUCUAGAGGCUACCGGCGGCGAGAAGCGCAAUAUCUGCCUGAUUCCCGUGUCUGCUCACGGAACGAACCCGGCAAGUGCGGCCAUGGCUGGUAUGAAGGUUGUUACCAUCAAGUGUGACACCAAGACCGGAAACCUGGACCUUGCCGACCUCAAGGCCAAGUGCGAGAAACACAAGGAUGAGCUGGCCGCUGUCAUGAUCACAUAUCCUAGCACUUUCGGUGUGUACGAGCCUGGUGUCAAGGAGGCCUGCGAAAUCGUUCACCAGCAUGGUGGACAGGUUUACAUGGACGGUGCCAACAUGAACGCCCAAAUUGGCCUCUGCUCUCCCGGCGAGAUCGGAGCAGAUGUGUGCCACCUGAAUCUGCACAAGACCUUCUGUAUCCCCCACGGCGGUGGUGGCCCUGGUGUUGGUCCUAUCGGUGUUGGCGAGCACUUGCGCCCCUUCCUGCCAUCUCAUCCAGCGAGCGAGUACCUCCAGUCUAAGCGCACGGAGACCUCCUCGCCGCCCAUCAGCGCUGCCCCGUGGGGUAGCGCCAGCAUCUUGCCCAUCACUUUCAACUACAUCAACAUGAUGGGUGCCAAGGGCCUGACGCACGCGACGAAGAUCACUCUACUUAAUGCCAACUACAUCCUCGCCCGCCUCAAGGAACACUACCCGAUCCUGUACACCAAUGAAAACGGCCGCUGUGCUCACGAGUUUAUUCUGGACGCCCGUCAAUUCAAGGAUACCUGCGGGGUCGAGGCCAUCGAUAUCGCCAAGCGUCUUCAGGACUACGGAUUCCAUGCCCCGACCAUGUCUUGGCCGGUGUCCAACACUCUCAUGAUCGAGCCUACCGAGUCGGAGAGCAAGGAGGAGCUGGAUCGGUUCUGCGAUGCUCUGAUCUCCAUCCGCCAGGAGAUUGCCGCAGUAGAGAGCGGCGCGCAGCCACGUGAGGGCAACGUGCUGAAGAUGUCUCCUCACACUCAGCGCGAUCUUCUGAGCAGCGAAUGGGACCGCCCGUACACCCGGGAGACCGCCGCGUAUCCCUUGCCGUACUUGGUAGAGAAGAAAUUCUGGCCCUCGGUGACUCGCGUGGAUGAUGCUUACGGUGACCAAAACCUGUUCUGCACUUGCGGCCCUGUAGAGGAUACUGCCUAGAUCUUAUGAUACCCAAUAUUUGAUUGUUUCUUGUUGUCGACUGUGAGAUAUUUAAUUUUCAACACUUUCUUGGUCUGGGUUGGCAUAACGAUGGUGACACGACGCCAAGAUUCAACAUUCAUGAUAGACAUUCGGAGGCGUUCUGGUUGCUGCUGUACAAAAGACAUUAUUUAGCUUAAAAGCGAAUGAGAUUGCCGCCCUGGCAGCGGCUGAAGUUUCAGCUCUUCUUUCCUGAUAGAUAGCGUAAUACGAGGCUGGAUCUGAAGAUUUGGUUUAUGUCGAAGUAGUCAGCACUUGCCCGAUGGGGAAGGUCAUUAAGGCGGGCACGUGAAGACACGGUUUCCUUGCCCUUCCUUUCACUUUUCUUCUUUCUCAGCAAUCUUACC